CGGGUCUCCUUAACGCCUAUUGUUGAUGGUGCACAUAUUCUAUGAUUUGACUGUCUUUUACCAUCGCUUCUGAGCAGUUUGCCUGGACAAUUAAGCAGUGCACCACUCGUCUCAAAUCCCCUGCACUAAACGGAAGCCGGGCUGCUUUAGAGCGUAAGGCUCGAUCCAUCCCGCGUAGCGCCGCCUCCAUUCGUUUGCCGUUCACCACCCAACCUCUGCUCCCCUGUAUAUUUGCCUGGUAGGGCUGGUGUCAUUCUUUUCUGCCAGACUUCCUGCCUUUCUUUCAUCCGUUUGCUUCUUGCUCGUCGUGUUUGGACGAGCGAUGCCACCUUCAUCGCUUUCUGGUACAUGAUCGUCUUUACAUACCGUCUGCCUCUCAGGUGAUCCACCAGGCCCUCUUAGUAUGGGCCCGUCUUGUUUCUUGGUUAUAGUAGCCGAUUGCUUCGUUUAAGCAAAGUCAUGCAGAGCCCAGAUCCGAGCACCAGUUACUCGGCUUCUUGGCGCGUUCAAUCUAGUUCUUCUCGCCCAAGAGACACCUGCUCCAGCAGUGCUCAGGACCUGAACAGCCGGAGGCGGAACCCACUGGCUUGUGAGACAUGUUACAAGAGGAAGAUCAAAUGCGAAGUCGAAGGGUCUGAUACCACUUGUAUCCAAUGUAAGCGCCGCAAUGUAACGUGCAAGUUCACCACAAGAAAAGAGAAACGGGAGACUCUCAAAAGGACCCAAUAUGUGAGAACAUUAGAAGAACGAGUUAGAAGGACAGAAUCUCUGCUUAGAGCUGCUGGCCUCCUAGAUGAAGAGCUGUCGCUCCAGGACGAUUAUCUGAGUGAAGAUGAAGAGGAUCGUGAUAAGGAUGUGGAAUCCGAUGACGAGCUCAUUUCUCCAUAUUUCAGUCCUCGCGGUAGCGCCAGUAGACGCAACUCGGGACCGUCAACUUCAGAAGCUUCGACCGAUUUGGCCGAUGGACCGCCUCAGGCGUCAAGAGAGAAUGGAAAGUCACAUAUAACGCCCGUAUCUCCCAAGGACGGACUACGUACUGUUCUCAAAUCUAGCCAGCCUCAUGCUCCUCUUUUUGUCCUUGACAAUCGGGAGGAAUAUAGGUACUACGGACGAUCCUCAUCCAUGUCUAUCUUAUCACGAGAAGGACUCGAAUGGAUCAAGAGGAAAACUGGUGAGACAAAGCUUGUGAACAUCAUAUUCUCCGAUUCCACUCGCGAUAACCCAUGGGACUACUGGCGGCCGGACGUCUUCCAUGACAUUUUCACCUCAGAAGUGUUCAAGCCGCUACCUCCUCGAGCAGAGGUAUUUGCGUUAUUGCGCGAUUACUUUCGCACUGUGAAUCGGUUGUUUCCACUGUAUCAUGAAGCGACAUUUAUGCAGUUAGUAGAGUGGCAGUAUACGCAGCAGACAUGUGAUGAUGCCGCUCGAUGGGCUAGUAUCAACAUUCUACUAUCUCUGGCCUACGAAUAUCGGUUCUCCAAUUGUCAGAAAUCCGAGAAGGAUAGGGAGAGGGCAUGGCUGUACUACAAGAACGCCAUGUCGGUCUUUGUAGAGCUGUCGCUGAGAAGAACAGAUCUUCUUAGCAUACAAGCUCUUUUGGGCAUGGCUCUUUUCCUCCGAGGAAAUUCCGGAACCCAGUCCUCCUUGCCGAUCAUCACGGCUGCUGUACAAGCAUGUCAUCGCAUGGGACUACACCGCAAUAUUGCGAGGCCUCGCCUUUCCCCUACUGAACAGGAGCAGAGGCGCAGAGUGUUUUGGGUUGCAUAUAUACUUGACCAGAGUACGUGUAUACGCGCGGGGAGCAGCCCCAUCCAGAAUCAUGAGGACUUCGACGUGGACUUUCCCGCCGAUAACACGGAGGAUGCAUUUGUUCAGUCGACGCACAAUUCUUUCUUCCGUCAACUAUGUAAAAUUACCGUGAUCAAGAGUCGGAUGUAUAGCAAGCUCUACUCUACGAAAGCCCUGCAACACAAGUCGCCGGCGGUAAUCUUCCACGACAUUCGAGAACUCCACGCAGAACUCGAAGAGUGGAAGAACGCCAAUCCCUUCGAAUGUCGGUUGAAGAAAAGAGGAACAGGUCAAGACUUUCUGCUUGGUUUCGCAUCCGCUGGUCUGCAAUUCGUCUACUAUAAUACCAUGCUCAUGAUUCAUCGUCUUCCAGUUUUGCUUCACUUUGCGUCGAUGAAUCACAUCGCACAAGGACACCCUGUGCCGGAUCAUUACGGCUUGAUCUUGAGCGAGGCUAAUGCCUCUUCAGAAAUUUGCGUACAGGCGGCACGGGAUACUCUCAAACUAGUCAACAAUCUUCCGUGGGGCGAUAUUGCAUGGAUAUGGUCUCUCCUGUAUUACGUGUUUCUUGCAGUAAUGAACAUCUUCGUCAAAAUCUUGAAAGACCCUCAACAUCCUAAAGCCAAAGAAGACUUGCAGUCUCUCACCAUGGCUGCGACCUUCUUUGCAACACUUAUACCCGGCGAUGGACCUGGUCAUUAUGCUCGAUUCAUGACCAAGAUGAGUGCUAACUUUGAACGGCUUGCCCGCAACCUUCUCGAGCGGGAUCAGAAGGUCAUCAAACCCAACGACAUGAAAAGCAGUUCGUGCCAGGCCCACAAGAACGAGAACUCCACUGGAUCCAUGACCACACCAAAUCACGCUUCUCACUCUCGUCAUCGACGAACCCACCUUGAUUCCCAGUCGCGGAUUGAUCCUUCCUCGGCUACUUCAUCCUCUUCUUCAGCGUCUGCUACCAACGAUAAUACACACCACAUCUCGCCAAACAUCGAAGGUCUUCCCCAGAUCAACUCCUCCGGCUACGUUGUUCCCGACAAGUUUAGUCCGGAUAUUGAACCCGACACUUUGACCAUCUCAACCCCUCCUCUUACCACGACAUAUCCCCAACAGCCACAAGCACAAUCUUCUAAUCAAUCCGCCACACCAACUCCCCUUCACCUUGCAGGUGCCUCCCAACAGCAACCUUUCGAUCUGAAUAGUGUCAGUACCGGCUUUUUUCCCGUCUCCGUCAACUCCGACAACUUCAAUUUCGCCCAGCCAGGUCUGUGGCAGAUCCCCUUGACGGCAGACUGGGAAUUGUCGCCCCAGGCUCUAAAUGGCAUCUUUGGACUCGACUUCAAUCAUGCUGCGUCGGAGCAACCGCAAGCACAAUCGCAACCGGUAGUCGACCCCGACGCCACGCGUGCCAUGAGAACACAACCGCUGUCACAGUUCGACCAGCCGAAUUUUGGUGGGCAGGCAAUGGGCCCAACACCAAUGGAUCUGGGUCUGCCUUAUGGGCCCAACAUUGUGCCACAACCGAGUGGUACGUCUCAGGGUCAAACGGGCACUCUUGACGCAGUAGAGCAAGUCAUGCAGGCGAACGCGAUGUGGAUGAACGGCUCAUUUCCCGGCCCUUACCCAUUUCCAAUGUAGAUUUGCCGGCUGCCUGGCCUGCUGCUAAAUCAGUGCUUGCGGGCAGCAUACAAUCCUAAUAAAGAAAGAUCCUCUUCGUGCUUGUAUGUAAAUGAAGAGGGCGUGACGAAAUUAUGAUCUCUGGGACUUCGCUCAUUCUUUUUCACUGGCAUAGUCAUCGUUUAAUGGGU
Aspergillus homomorphus CBS 101889 is the source of this 3593-nucleotide messenger RNA. Its product is annotated as transcription factor domain-containing protein. Gene Ontology annotation, biological process: DNA-templated transcription; regulation of DNA-templated transcription. Bases 460 to 3423 code for a protein of 987 amino acids. Lineage: Eukaryota; Fungi; Ascomycota; Eurotiomycetes; Eurotiales; Aspergillaceae. The transcript is spliced from 6 exons. Gene Ontology annotation, molecular function: DNA binding; zinc ion binding; DNA-binding transcription factor activity, RNA polymerase II-specific. The record is from RefSeq and is a predicted model, not a curated record.